AUGGCGCCGAAUCUGAUCGUCGCUCUGAUCACAGCCCCACGCUUCCGACGAUAUCUCCUUGUUUAUUCGAUUCUCUUGGCGAUUUGCGGGUUCACCUGGAUCGAAUUCGCGUCGCCGAGACUGAAGGAACAUGGUGUGCUUUUGAGGUCCCUAGACCAGAACAACAAAGACCUUGUUGGAGGCUGGUUUGGAACGAAUUCGAAGCCCAGGUUCCCAGAAUUUAUCCAUCUUGCAACGUUAGAUUCUCGGUUCUUGCCGGAACGAGGAGAAACGGACAAAAUAUCAAAGAGGCUGGUGGUGGUGGGCGAUGUGCACGGCUGUCGAGAUGAGUUGGACAAACUCCUUCGUAAGAUCUCUUUCAAUCACGAAGCCGGAGACCACCUGAUUUUUGCCGGAGACCUUAUAAACAAAGGUCCGAAGAGCGUCGAAGUUAUUCAAGCAGCUCGCAUGUACAAUUCUUCAUGUGUCCGCGGGAACAAUGAAGACCGCAUCCUUCUCUACCGUCAGGAGCUCGACCACAGAGGCGGACUGUCCUUCGUAAACCCCAAGACUAAUAUCGGUUUGCCAAACGACGAACUUGGUGGCAUUACUGAAGGUGAAUCACUAGAAAAUGAGAUUCUUCCAUUUGGGAAACAUCAAGAGCAUGUAAUUGCACGAGACCUUAGUGAAGAAGAUGCAGCGUGGCUACACAAGUGCCCGGUGAUCCUGAAAGUAGGACAUAUAAAAGGUAUGGGAGAAGUAGUGGUCGUGCAUGGAGGCCUUGCUCCUGGAGUACCUCUAGAGAAUCAAGACCCCUACUCUGUCAUGACGAUGCGCACUCUGGAUUUAGACACCCACGCGCCAAGCUCAAGCUCGGACGGUAUGAGUUGGGCAAAGGUGUUUAACAAGUACCAGUCCCUUUAUACGUCUUCCACCUCCGGUACAUCGAAACCUGAGCCGACAACAGUGAUUUAUGGUCAUACUCCUCACAAAUCGCCUGCUCUCCUACAGUUCACAAAGGGCCUUGACACGGGGUGCGUAAAAGGCGGGAAACUCACGGCGCUGGUUAUUGAAGAUGGGAAAACAAAAAUCAAACAGGUAAGGUGUAAGAGCUAUGUAUAA
This is a messenger RNA of Ophidiomyces ophidiicola, 1101 nucleotides long. RefSeq lists its product as uncharacterized. Bases 1 to 1101 code for a protein of 366 amino acids. The transcript is spliced from 3 exons. Gene Ontology annotation, cellular component: cytoplasm. Gene Ontology annotation, molecular function: endopolyphosphatase activity; phosphatase activity. NCBI's taxonomy places the organism in Eukaryota, Fungi, Ascomycota, Eurotiomycetes, Onygenales, Onygenaceae. Gene Ontology annotation, biological process: polyphosphate catabolic process. The record is from RefSeq and is a predicted model, not a curated record.